Molecule: messenger RNA, 7710 nt
Organism: Porites evermanni
Lineage: Eukaryota; Metazoa; Cnidaria; Anthozoa; Scleractinia; Poritidae
Source: the annotation of a GenBank genome assembly
AUGUGGCAUUUCAGAGGGGAAUGCGGUUGUGAAGUGCAGAGUGUUCUUCUAUAUUAUCAAACCAAGGUUUGUCUGAAUGUACAUUUAACGUGCGUAUAAUAUAUAGAUUUAGCCAGGGCUAAAAGGGAAGCUUUUGUUAAUAAUACUUGUAAACAAAAAAAAUUAAAUCGUGUAAUGCUAAACGGGGAGGGCGAUGAAAAUGGCAUCUAAUUAGCAAAAAAAAAAAACAAACAAACAAAUUGCACGUGCAGCACACUUUUUUUUCUCAUUAGCAAAACAACAAAUUUGCACGCGCAGCUUGCUUUUUGUCUUUCUUUGCCGUUGUUUUGCACAACUACAACCCUGUUUUGUACGACUAAAACGUCAAACGUCCUAGCUACACAUUAUUUCUAUGGAGGAAUUGUCGUAUGUGCUGACCCAAUACUUUGUCUCCGGUGUUCAUGUUCGCUUUUAUUUUUCACUGCCGCUCAUUUUCACCUUGCUGGCCGCUAGCAUAUCUCAUUGUCUCACAGCCGCUUUGAAUUUUCGUGUUUUUCUUCGAACAAAAUUCGUCUCUUUUGUUUUCAAUCACUCGCUCUAGCUCUUUCUCUUUUAUCCACGUGAGUGUAAACAUCAAAAAUAACGACUUUGUUGUUGUUUUUUCUUUCUAAAGUCCGGGCGGCCAAGCGAUUUCUUUCCAAAUAAAACCUUGAGUUGCAUUUGGGUUGCCAUACCUGUUCAUUGAAUUAUUUUACAUUGGUAUGCCUGUGGUGCGGACAGACGGUCGGGCGGUCGGUCGGUGUACGGUCACGUGAUUACCAAAUUUUCUCGAAUGGGUAGUUUACCACAUUUUUUUUACCCAUGGUGCUCCGCUACUUUUAUGAUAUUUAGGGCUAUAUAGGCCUGGGCCUAUACUAUCGAUGGAUAACCUAUUAACAAUAAAUAUUUUAGUUGGGUAUAGGGUGACUGAAGAGAAAUCUAGCCCAAGUGUGAAUAUGCUUUUGAUUAAUUUGUUAUCAGAUAAACGCUUUUCCUAACUUCUCCUUCCUCCUAUACUCCCAAAGAAGGCCUCCUUGCAGGUUACGAUCGAAAAAACGAAAACGCGGGAGCAGGCGGAUGGCGUCGAUCUCCACGUCCUCCACGUUUCCCUCGAGAGUCAGUUCACAGACCAGUCGAUUAACGUCUCCGAAAAACCUGAUUAAGUAAAGCUUUUUUUGAUACUGUUACCUUGGUUCUAAGUUUUAUGUUUUUAUGUCAGUGUACCAAGUACUUUACUGUAUCAGUUCAAAUUAAGCCACAAAGUAGUAUUAGAAAUAAAUAAAUAAGCUAAUCAAUCUGCCUAUUGGCAAUUGGUUGAUGGGCAGGCGUUUUCAUAUUUGAAUGAGGAAAGGAUUCAUAGAACUCUCUUAAUGAGGGUGUUAAAGUAGGAAGAAAGUAGAUCUAAAAUAAAAAAUAUAUAAAGAGAGAGGAUAUAACACGGUGGCGCGAAGAUAUGAGUUUUAUUUUCGAGUGGCAAAACAAUAUUUUGCGAACGAGCGCAGCGAGUGAGUAAAAUAUUUGUUUUUGCCACGAGAAAAUACUGAAUUCAUAUCUUCAAGCCGCUGUGUAAUGUUCUUUUUAUUAUAUAGACCAAAAGACAUCGAUAAAAAAAUAGAGGGAAAUGACCGAAAUUACGUCAUCGAUAAACUCACGUGAGAGAUUAUGGAAAAUAAACCACUCGGGUCCCGGAUGUAGUUUUUAUGAAUUUUACGAGUGGUAUAUUUUUCAGCAAAACACUCAUGUCUAUACAAUAAAUACAUAAAUAUAUAUAUAUAUAUAUAAAACAAAAACAAAUUAACAGAUACUGAAAGACUCUUGUUCUUGGGCCAUCGUAGCUAAAUCAAAAAUAAAACGCAAACAGCGGUGAUAAUAAGUUACUUAAAAAUGUGAAAUUUCACAUUGUUUAACACCGCUGUUAGUGUUUUAUUUUUUAUUAAAAUAACAGCUAUUAUUAUACAUUGUAUUCACUAUCUGUCUUCUUAUUGGCUAAGAGCCUACUGUUAAGUUUGAAAAUCAGCGCAACCUACAGAUUAGUUAGUUAUCCUCUAGCAGAUACUUGACACUUACAUUUACCUCCCUAGACCUUGAUUUAUCCAGAUACUGACAAAAACCUCAUCCAAUAACAUUAAUCAGCUUUGUGCAUAGACCCCCAGGAAUUUUGGAUAUAUAUAUAUUUUUUUACGUCCAAGGUAUCCAAAGUGAAGCAGACUGACUUUGUACAGACAGCUACUGAGCUGCGAGGGGCGUUCAAACACUUCAUCAACAAGGAAAUAUACCUCAAUCUCAUGACGAGGCUAAAGGAUUCCAUGUGCAGCAGACAACCAAAGCAGAAAAGCACCUUAUGGGAUAAAAUACAACAGUAUUGUCAGGUAUCAUUGAAGUUACUCCUUAUCUUCCCAAUUCUAAAGAGAGGGAAAAUGUCAGAAAGCAAGUGCACCAAAAGCUACAUUUUUGCUCAUUGAAAGCUUCAUCUCAUAACCUUUACAAAAAGCCUUAAGCAGCGUUUGUCUCAGCGUCGUUCCCAUGGUUCUCUCUCUUGCUUCGAGAAAGAACCCUGGUUGCGGCUGGUCACGUGGCUCCCAAAAUCUGGGGGGCCAAAAAUAAGGGAGGGGAAGAAGAGUAAAUAAUUGUCGCUGUCACCAAAGUUACUCUGUCGGUGCCCGAGAGGAGUUUGUCGCCUCGUUUAUUAUCAGCUAAUGGUACGGGUAUUUGAAAAGGUCAACAACACCCGAAGAAAUAGUAUUGCGUAAUAGAAGAGAGAGAACGCUGAGAAAGAAGUUGGCUAUAGGCGAAUAUUUCUUUACACCUUUUGCCUCAUUAACAUAUGCUUAUCACUAUCUGAUGACGCUAAUUUAAAAGCAACUAUGAAUAUUGAGAGGGCAUAACAGUUUCAGUUAUCUCUGAAAAGUUGAGCCCAUUACACCGAAUGGUUUCGGAGAAAUUCUCUUCUAAAAAGUCGAAAUUUUACAGAGAAUGUAUAUGGCUCACUUACUUUUUUGCCACACGACAAUUUCGCAGUUUUUGAUGGCUGAUAUUUCCUUUAAUAUUGCUUGCAAAGAGCUGAAAAUUACCCAAAUUGCUCAACUUAAUCAGCUCUUUCAACUUUUGAAUUUAGUUCAUAUACAUACGGCCACGGCUUCUAUGAGUUAAGUUGUAUGCUAAUGAGGAAAAGGUACAUCGUGCACCAACCGAUAAAUUAACCAAAGCAGAAAAUAACGUAAUAAUCUUUUUAAAGAUUAUUGUGUUAUUCAUGUAAACCUGACCUUUGCAUUAUCUUUUCCUUUGCGUGAACUGCACCUGCGGAGUAUGCAAAUUUACCGUAAAAGCUGAGUUGCACGUACAAAUCGAGCAAGAUUUUUAGUAUCCUGUUGGCAGGAUGGCGAGCAAAUCUUUUUUCACUUACAAACUCUCUAAACAAAUGACCUAAUUUUCCUUCGAAAUAAUGUUAUCGUAAGUAGCCGAAAGUCACCCAGCAUGCACGCAACUUAGAAACUCAAGGGCCAUUUUGAAGGAAGAAUUUUUUCCUUACCCCAGAUGGUAUUCCAUCGUCCAUUAUACAAUUCCAGUCGACAAAAUCUAUUUGAGGACCUACUCGUGCUUCGCAAUUUAUUGACACACAUUUCCACGUGACCAGCUGUAACCAGGGUUCCUUCUCGUAACAACAGAGAGAACCCUGGGAACGAGGUUGAUAGUGUCAGUAAGGAAGAAACAGACAGCUGAUGACCAGGGGCUCUGAAAAUCCUCAAAAUUAUUUCAGGGGGUUAGUUCAUUCUUCCAAGUACGCCCGUAAAUAUCAAACGAAAUGUAAAGGUUAAAAUCAUGUUUUCGAAGGAAAGCUUUAUAAUUCAUGUUGAUCAGGGAGAGCUUCUAUUUAAAUUUCAAGCAUAAUAUUUUUGCAAAUUAUUAUGUUUUCUUGACACUUCCUGCCUGGCCAUCUUGGGGUUUCUCGUUUUAUGACCUUAAGGGACAAAUUGAAACAAAUUCAUCAGCUAAAUAUGAGGGGACAGCCUCACAAAAAUAACAUAAUGCACACAAGAAAAAGCACUUUUUGGUUUCGUUUAAGCUUUGGGGUCCUACAGACUUAGAUGAGAGAGAAAACAGAGAAGUACACUUUAAGAACAAAUUUUGCCAGGAAGUUGAGUAAGUUUAACGCAAUUAUAUUUCAGUUAAAUUUGUACUGACAAUUUCUACGAUAUCUUGAUUUCAUCUAUGAAUUUUUUAAAAACGUUGAUCAAAAAUGACGCAAAAUAAAUAUCUAGCCAAAUUUUUCAAAGUGUCCAGCAACAUUUAAAGUCAUUUGAGUGAGGAAAAGGACAAAUGGCAUGGUUUAAUUGCGUCCGAGAAGCCCGCACCAGCAAAAAAAAGGGCAAGGAAAAACAGGAAGGGCGAGAAUAAAAGAAAGGAGGAGAAGAGAAAAAAAACAAUGGCUUCACUGGAGAGACUGGAGAUAGUCAGUGGAGAAAAAAAAGGCUUGACGGGAUUGGUCCACUUUAGGGGUAACGUUUUCAAAUCCAGCUAGAUAUUUUAAUUAAUGAACGACUAAAUAUAUUAAUUAAUUCUUAAUAACAAUAGACCAUGUUAAUGAUAAUUUAAUGAAAUAUAAUAAAUACGUUGGUAUGCAAUUUUCGCAAUAUUCUACUAACAAUUUGUAUUGGUCUCGGUGUUAUUUAGUUAUUUAUUCUUAUUGUAUUAAAAGUAGGUCCACAGGACUCGAAGCAGGUGUAGUUAUAUCAUCAAUUGGUGGAACUAAGUGUAAACCUAAGAGUGGUAUAACAGUUGUGGAUAUAAACCAUUCCGAGGGAAACUUAACACAGGUUAGUAGUCAAACUGUUUACAGCCAAAUACCUUCCCUGGAUGCCAGAGGGUUUUCUUUCUUUCCUCCUCUCUGAUAGUUCUCGAAGCCUCGUCUCGGCUGAGCUUUUUCAAACCGUAAGCAAGGUUUAUUUCAUCCUAGUUAUUUCGAGAACGGACUUCUGGAUCCAGCCAGGGUAACAGCCAAAUGGUUUCGACACAAAAAAGUGCUUGUUCUUCAAACAAUCAAUAAACUCCAUCGAACACUUCAACGACAUUAGCUGCUUUACACAAUCAAUGAACCUGCCCGGCUAUUCUCAGAUAGAUUUUGAUUUGAACAUAAGGCUUUUAAGUUAAAAAACGAGAUUUUCGAGAACCAGACUGUACUGGCUAGAAAAUAUUGCGAGAUGAUACCUUUAUGUGGCUCAAAGAUAGACAAGCAACGAUAAUGUUAAUGAAAAACUCUCCGGAUUUAAGAGUCGGUCUGUUGUGGGAUGAGGAAGUUACAAACAGCAAAGCCUAGUUAGCCUUCUAACACUAUUUGCCGACAUUUGGCUCAGACUGGCUGCAGCUAUUAAGAGGUAUACUUAUAUUUUCUGCCCAUUUACUAUCGUCAUGGGCACGAUGAUCCGUUUUGGACUUCGUUAGUCUUAAUCGAUUUUUUAUCGGUUACUCUCUAGACAAUGACUGGUACAUUAGCUUUUACAGAGCCCAGAGAGAUAGUUUGGACCACGGUCGGUUACCUUAAUGAAUGAACGACUUAUGACAUCUUAUGAUGGACUAAGCCAAGCGAUCAGCUUGUACUCUACUCCUGUGAAGGUGGCAAACUUCACGUUUUAAGCCGCUGUCUAAUGACAAAGCAUUCGUCAUUCGCGACUGUGGUUUCCACGUUAUAAGCUAUAGAACGACAGCAGCGAUCUAUUUGCUUCACCGGAAUUUUACGGGUACUACGAAUUGAGGCUUCUGAUAAGUAAAAGGAAAUGUGAAAAUCCAGCCAUUGCGCGGCAAUUUUGACAGGUACCCCUGAAUAAUCUAUAUUAAAUUUAAAUUUUCAUUUGCAUUUUUAGAUCGUAAACAACGUUAACUCUAGUGACUGCUUGGUAACGUCAUAUCACGAGGUAUGUGUACAGCUAUUUCGAGAAAGGUUGUCGGAAAAAGUACACGCGACAAUCUCGAAAGGUAUUGUGGGCCAGCCUCCUCCUCAGGCGCUUCGUUUUUCGCAUGGCAGAGGCGAGCGCGAAACGAGUGACUGGCGAGAGUGCACUGUUCUUCAAAGAAACUUGAAAGAAUGGCACGGGAGGCAACGGACAUAUGUUUGCGAGCGUUGGAAAGAAAUGUGAGCAAGGAAAACAAAACCAGUUAAAGGGGUGUGGAUAGGAAAAGAGGGCGAAGGAGAUCUUCCUUUCUCUCCUUUUUGUAUCCUUUUCCUUUUUUCCGCUUGUUUCCCUCCGUUCUCUAUUUCGCGCCGCUCUCUAAAAACUCCUGGAAUAGGCUAAAUUCUGAAUGAUUCUUGCAGAUAUAUUAUGAUGCCAUUAUGAAUAAAAAUAGGCCUUAAAACUUAAAUCAGUAGUUUUUGUUCACUUCCUUGGCUUGUUUUUUUGAAUUGAUGAAUAUUUCAUAUCUAGUAUUACGAUUCUGUAAUGACGCAUAUAAAACAAAACUCAACUGGCUGAUAAAAUAACCGUGUUAGCAGAACUGUUUUUUAUGCGAUUCAAUUUUUAAGAAACGAUUAAAUUGUUAUUGUUAUCAAAUGGAUGGUGAUCACUAUAGGGCCACUCCCGGGUGACGGAAAAGGUCAGGGAUCACUUAAUAGUAUAAGGGAUCGUAGAUCUGACUACACUUACUACUUUUGCAGGGAAACAGGACAAUAACAGUCAGAAGAAUCGAUUCUGGAAAAAGAGAGAGACACGAGAAAAGAAGGAAACUUGUUGAAUUGAGUUUAAUAUCUGUAUCACUCGUGGCAAUAGUUUUGUCGCUGAUUUUCUUGUCAUGCAUCAGGUAAACGAUAGAAUGUUAUAUAAGUUUAUUGCCAAAGAUUCAUCUGGCAGUCUUUGUUCGUGUUGCAUUGUAAGAAAUGACUGGAGAUAAGCAUCCCUUUUUUUCUCUACAGACAACACUCAAUACAGUCCAGCGAGAAGCUCUUUAUCCAUAAAAAUUUUCUUCUUUCUUGGGGUAUUGGGUACGCCGUUUACAUUGUGGAUGUAGCUGCUUUUGAGAGCAUUUAUCGAAGGACUGUAAGUAACGCAGGGUACCUGGGUUCCUCAGUGAACAAACCACUUGUUAACGCAUAAUACCAUUAAUAUGGACACUUAAGGGACAAUGGGCAGUGUCCGUAUUAAGUCAGUCGUGUUGAGGACAUCAAAUACACAUCAUUUUUUCGAAAAUAACAAACGUUUAAAAUAACCCAGGAAUCAACAAACUAAACGUCUCUGACUUACAAAAUACUUGUUAUUGCUUAGAGAAUAACUUGAAAUUAAAGCGGAAAAUAUUGAAGGAGAAACGCUCCAUAAAAAUGUAUGGAAUCCAUCAUCAAAGUGGUCUUUUUUUCUAGAGAAUCUCAAUCGUAGAUUUUUGUAAACUAAAUCACAACAAUUUAUUUUCUUACCUGAACCACCAAUUCAUGAAUACAAGCAAAUUAGCAACCCUUAGCGUGUCACUGCAUCCACACGUUACUGUUAUAAAGUAGGGGGAAUCAAAAAUCAAACGAACUGGUGAAAAUACUGUUCAACCCUGCAACGAAUGAGAAAUUCAGGUCUUUUUUUAAUUGCUUGUUUCAAUCAACAGGCUCUGUGCUCAGUUGUUGCCGUGAUCCGCCACUUCUUUCAAACAGCAGUCUUCACGUGGAUGUUGGUUGAAGCAGUAAGUCUUUUCAUGAAACUGGUCAAAGUGAUAUCGACUUAG